AUGUUUCAUAUUCAAGAACUCAAGAACGAAGUUACAAAACUUCUACCAAACUCUUCAUUCUUAGACUUCCUAGAAGCAACUCCUUCUCCAGCCCCUGAGCAUUCGAAGAUAUGGAAUCGCAUUUUUAACGAUAAUGGAAAAUGGCUAGACUAUGCCGUCACUCAUCACAAUGUCCAACCUAUUCUCCUCUGUAGCAACUUCAAAAAGAGAAAUCCUUACAUAAUUCUCUGUAUAAUGGAUUAUGGCGGCGAUCUUUAUUAUGAUAAAGAGAACUUUAAGAAGAGUUUAAGACCAUACAAGAAGGACAAGAAUACAGGGCUGCUAAAAUUUAAACGGACAUCUAUCAAACAGACAUCUGGUAAACGGACAUCUAGGUGGAGAGGCCUCACACUGCGAGUUUUCGGCAUGUGUUCUGAAGUUGCUUACACGUCUGAUUGGGAAUCACAUCGCCUUAUUUCUCAAAAGACUGAAGACACUUUAGGUCUUCAAUAUUGCUUUUGGACAGACGCAGACAGGAAGAUCCGGACAGUUCAAAGAAACGACAUCCGUGGUAUAGAUGGCACAGUUACAAGAAUAAAGGAUCUCGCCCCAAUAUUUACAGUAAACCUGCCAAUACGUCCUGAUAAAGGACCAAUAGAGAUAGUAUUCCCCUGGGGGAACGUCAAAAACGUUGUAAAGCCUCACCAAAGUAGUGACUCACGCAAUUACUAUGGAGGGAAGCUUGUUGAUUGUUGGACCUUCACAUUCCCACAUUACAAAGAAAACCGAUACAGAAUCAAGGACUGGACUCGUGUUCACGAACAGGAUGCUAUAGUAGAAGGGAGGAGACCCGCAAAAGGAGUGUCGAAUGAGAUCUGA
This is a messenger RNA of Aaosphaeria arxii CBS 175.79, 858 nucleotides long. RefSeq lists its product as uncharacterized. The record is from RefSeq and is a predicted model, not a curated record. The transcript has a single exon. NCBI's taxonomy places the organism in Eukaryota, Fungi, Ascomycota, Dothideomycetes, Pleosporales. The coding region runs from base 1 to 858 and encodes 285 amino acids.